Messenger RNA from Daphnia carinata, 1344 nucleotides. RefSeq lists its product as uncharacterized. The coding region runs from base 1 to 1344 and encodes 447 amino acids. The record is from RefSeq and is a predicted model, not a curated record. Gene Ontology annotation, cellular component: membrane. Gene Ontology annotation, biological process: sensory perception of taste. The transcript has a single exon. Lineage: Eukaryota; Metazoa; Arthropoda; Branchiopoda; Diplostraca; Daphniidae.
AUGGUGUCAGGAUUGCGCCAUCAAGGUUUUCGUGAAACAAAGCAAACUAUGGCCAAUAUCACUCUGGAGGAAACAUUACGACCUCUGUGGAAGUUGACUUACUACGGCGGAAUUUUGUUGGAUUGGUGCUGCCCAAUCUCUGAAAAUCAUUCUCGUUUUUGGAAGGCUACGCGUUAUAUAAGCAUUAUAAUGUCAUUCUUCCUGAUUCUUGCCGUUUUCGCAUUUGAGCUCGCGCAAUUAUUUGUUGGAAUCGAGCGUGCACUCAACGUUCAUCUCAUCAUACUGAACAUCGUUUGGUGUAUCCCGGGAAUCGUUGGUAUCAUCAUUCAGGAGCAGUUCCUACGGCAUCGGCGUGAGUUUCUCAGUUUCUUCAAAGCCUGGAGACGAUUAGAAAUUGAAAUCACCAAGUUAAAUCCAUUGAACCCACACGAUUGCAUAAUGUGCGAAUCACGAAGGAUGCAUUUGGUGAUGUAUACCAUUCACUGUGGCAUGGCAAUUGCUGGCAUGAUUUCGAUCGGAUUCGAUAUAUUUAAUCGUCCGGAUGCACCGUAUUUACUCUCUUACUACAAGACUAUUCGCGAUUCAGUGCCACAGUUGUUGGUUUGUUUCGUUCACUUGGCUGUCAUUUGCUUGACUUUCAUAUUGCUAACUCUAAGUGACUUGGUUACGUCGUUCACUUACUAUCACGCAGGGCUUGCUGUUGAUCGUCUGGAGAGGGAUGCUAGAUUAGUAUUUGCUAGACGUUUUAACAUCGAGGACAAGCUGUUCAUCACGGCUUUAGAUGAUAAUAAUCAGUUGGAGAAUGCCUGUAAAAAUUUAUCCAAAUUAUCUCCGAGUGUUGCCGAAACUCGUGUAGGCCUAUCCAUUCAACUUAUUUGGGCCCGUUUCGAUAAGAUAGAUCAGUUGAUUAAUCAAGCUAAUUCACUUUUCGGGAAGUUUUUAGUGUGCAGUCAAGGUGUGCAAUUAUUCAUGAUAACUGCUUUACUUUAUUCAGUGUUUUAUUAUUUGGGAGACGCCCUUAGAUUAAAAUCGACAGGCCCGAUUCUUCCCUAUGUCAUGAAUUCCCUGGGCAUAGGUUUUCGUUUCAUCUCUAGUAUGCUAAUUUCUUCACAGUUGCAUCGAUCGGUGGGUAGAUUUCGCAUGUCUCUCAACUAUCUGUUGGGCCAGCAUUGGAAUGAAAUGAGCAAACAGGAUCGGGACUUGUUGCGUUCUCUCCUGUCUCGCCUUUACACCGAUUCGUUAGCCGCUAGCCCUCUUGGCCUCUACAACAUCACACCGUCCAUCUUGCUCAGUGUUGCUGGCCUGGUAGUCAGUUAUGUCAUUGUUUUGCUUCAAUCAAAAUAA